ACGGCGCGGCGGCCAAGCGCAGCGCCUAUCCGCGGGAUGGCUCAGGCGGCCGGCCCGGCAGGCGGCGGGGAGCCGAGGGCCGACCCGGCGAGCGGCGAGGGGCCGCCGGAGGCCGGCGCGGCGGCCGGGGGCACGGAGGACGCCCUGAGCCUGGAAGAGAUCCUGAGGCUCUACAACCAGCCCAUCAACGAGGAGCAGGCGUGGGCCGUGUGCUACCAGUGCUGCGGCUCCCUGCGCGCCGCGGCCGCCCGCCGCCGCCAGCCCCGGCGCCGCGUGCGCUCGGCCGAGCAGAUCCUCAUCUGGAGGGACGGCGCCGUCACCCUGGCGCCCGCCGCCGGCGACGAGGGAGAGCCGCCCCCCACUGCGGGUAAAUUGGGAUAUUCACAGUGUACAGAAACAGAGGUUAUUGAAUCUUUGGGAAUUAUUAUUUAUAAAGCACUGGACUAUGGUUUAAAGGAGAAUGAAGAAAGGGAAUUAAGCCCUCCCUUAGAGCAGCUUAUUGAUCAUAUGGCCAACACGGUAGAAGCUGAUGGGAGCAAUGAUGAAGGCUACGAAGCUGCGGAUGAAGGCCUGGAAGAUGAAGAAGAUGAAAAGAGAAAAAUUUCAGCUAUCCGUUCCUAUCGGGAUGUAAUGAAGUUGUGUGCUGCUCAUCUCCCAACUGAAUCAGAAGCACCAAAUCAUUAUCAGGCAGUGUGUCGUGCACUGUUUGCAGAGACGAUGGAGCUGCAUACAUUUCUGGCCAAAAUUAAGAGUGCAAAGGAAAAUCUUAAGAAGAUUCAGGAAAUGGAAAAGAGUGAUGAGUCUAGCACAGACCUGGAGGAACUGAAAAAUGCUGACUGGGCACGUUUCUGGGUACAGGUGAUGAGGGAUUUACGGAAUGGGGUAAAACUUAAGAAGGUUCAGGAGCGACAGUACAAUCCUUUGCCCAUUGAAUAUCAGCUCACCCCUUAUGAAAUGCUAAUGGAUGACAUUCGAUGCAAAAGAUACACUUUGCGAAAAGUGAUGGUGAAUGGUGAUAUUCCCCCUCGGUUAAAAAAAAGUGCUCAUGAAAUCAUCCUGGACUUCAUCAGAUCAAGACCUCCUUUAAAUCCAGCCUCAGCCAGAAAACUGAAACCAACCCCACCUCGGCCACGCAGCCUCCAUGAAAGAAUACUAGAAGAAAUUAAGGCAGAAAGAAAACUGCGACCUGUCUCACCAGAAGAGAUCAGACGGAGCCGAUUAGAUGUAACUACCCCAGAGUCUCCAAAGAAGGUUGUGGAAUCAUCUAUAGUGAACGGAGGUUUGACAUCACAAACAAAAGAAAAUGGGUUAAAUGCCACACAGCAUGUGCCUGUGCAACGCAAGAAGCUCCUCAAAGCCCCAACCCUGGCCGAACUGGACAGCUCCGACUCCGAGGAGGACACUCUGCCCAAGUUGGCUGGCAGCAGCAGCAGCAGCAGCAGCAGUAGCAGCAGCAGCAGCAGCGGUGUGUCUGCCCCCAUCCCUGAGGAGCUGGCAGCCGGGGCUGUGUGCCCAAGGAAGAAGCCUCCAAAAUUCUUGCCCAUAUCAUCAACACCCCAGCCAGAGAGGCGGCAGCCACCUCAGAGACGACAUUCCAUUGAGAAGGAGACACCCACCAACGUGAGGCAGUUUCUGCCCCCAUCCAGGCAGAGCUCCCGCUCUCUUGAGGAAUUCUGCUAUCCAGUGGAAUGCCUCGCUCUCACUGUGGAGGAAGUGAUGCAUAUUCGGCAGGUCCUGGUGAAGGCAGAGCUGGAGAAAUACCAACAGUAUAAAGAUGUCUACACCGCCCUGAAAAAAGGAAAGCUCUGCUUUUGUUGCCGAACCAGGAGGUUUUCCUUCUUCACUUGGUCUUACACCUGUCAGUUCUGUAAGAGGCCCGUGUGCUCACAGUGUUGCAAAAAGAUGCGGCUGCCCUCCAAGCCAUACUCCACACUUCCUAUCUUUUCAUUGGGACCUUCAGCCUUGCAAAGAGGGGAAAGUUGUGUGAGGUCAGAAAAGACCUCCACUGGCCACCAUCGGCCACUCCGGAGCAUCACCAGGUUCUCCUCAAAAUCUAAGUCUGUGGACAGAUCAGAUGAAGAACUGCAGUUUCCCAAGGAGCUGAUGGAGGACUGGAGCACGAUGGAAGUGUGUGUAGACUGCAAAAAGUUCAUUUCUGAAAUCAUCAGCUCCAGCCGGCGCAGCCUGGUACUGGCCAACAAAAGAGCCCGGUUGAAAAGGAAAACCCAGUCUUUCUACAUGUCUUCACCGGGCCCCUCCGAGUACUGCCCUUCCGAGAGGACCAUCAACGAGAUCUGAGCCUGUGCCUUGCAGUCACUCUGUGUCCAGGCUGGCAUGCGUGUGUGAGAACACUGACCCAGACCAGCGCUGCUUCCCGCGGUUUUAUUUAACAGGCUUGAAUUUGCAUUAGAUCAGAUUUUUGCUGCAUCACAUUGUUCCACAGACUGAAUGCUGUGUUCGUAUCGAUUGAUGCGAUGUGACAGGUCAGCCAAUUGCUCGUUUGCACUGAGAGAGGACAAGAGUUUGAAACUUGCUUUUGUGAGUGUGUGGCUUUGGAAGCCUGAAACCUUUUCCUUGGCUCAGUUCCUUAUUCGUCUUCAAAUUAUUUCCUGACUAAGGCAAAAAGCUUCUCACGUGAGAAAUCAGUGUGACAGAGGUGUCGAUGUUAGCACAGUUCUAAGCAGUAAGUCAUAUUGGCAUUUCCACAUGACAGUGUUCCUAUCUCAUGUACAUAACAGCCCAGAGCCUGCCCUGCGCCAGGCACUUGCAGGCGGACCUGGCUCUGUGUCACCUCGCAGCACAAAACCUACCAGACACUGCUGAUACCACCCAGCUGAUUUUUAGAUCAUUGUUGUCCUGAGACAAAAACUGCAUCAGGGGCUUUGCACCUGCAUCCUAGUGCAAGACAUCGCAAUAAGCUGUGCCCCCACGAGGACGGCCGGUUCCUCUGAGCAGCCGUUGUUGGUCUGGUGUUCUGGUCCAGUGUCUCCUGAGUGGGUGACGCUUUCAUUCCCUAUCAUGGAUGUGUAAUAAUGGGUACCAGUAAUUUGAUAAAGAAGCUCUAGGAAUUAAGUUUAGUGGGAAUUUCAGGACAAGGGAAAGCUACAAACGUGUUGAACUGUUGAGUGUAUUUUGGUUAACUGUGGGAAGGGCUGGGACAGCACAGGGUGCCAGAAGGAAGGCACUCAUACAUUUUCAGCAUUUUUCACAACUUUAUAGUACAGCCGUCAUGACUAAAUUCAGCCACAAUUUGGUACCUAAGGCCUCAAACUGAAAUUUAUUUUUAUAAAUGAAUUUUAAAAGAAAAAUAUAUCUAGUUCCUUUAAAACCUCCAAAAUAAUUAACCUGCUGACAGCAACAUUUUUGGAUGCUUUUUGCAACUAGUUCUCCUUAGAAGUGACUCAAAUGAGUAGGUUGGGUUUUUGAUGAAGGUAGCUUGGAGGGCAGCUUUGUGUAUCUGAAGUUUCUCAGUUUCUUUGGCCCAUCCCACGUGCUUUAUCAUUGUGGUGUGCCUGGAAUGACCAACCAAUUCAAGUUGCCAUUGAUGUUGGGAAAAUUGGAUGGUGCACAUACACAAUUUCUUGAAAGGUACAAAACACAAAUGCAAUCAACACUGUGACAGCACCAUUUAACAAAAGGCAUGGCUGUCACAUUUCAUAAUACAUCAAAAUAUAGGAACAUUUCUGUACUAAGUUAACAAUAAUACCUCAGAACUGCUCCACUAGUAAUUUUUAAUGGAUUGAAAUUUUAAAAUUAGUAAAUGGCUUUAAAUUACGUAAUGAAAUAAACUUUAACAGUUGACUAAAGUAAUGCAUGUUAACAGUCCCGUCUGUAUUUGCAUGUGAACGUGGGCCACCAGGGAACCCUUCCUGACAAUGUAAGCUCAAUUAAGUUUGUAUUAUUUUUAAAGGCUCUUGUUAAAGGGCCUUAAAAGUUAUACCAGGGGAAUAUCAUGUAUAAAAUUUUCCAUGAGACCAUCUGAACUCAAUACUGCAGUUAGGUGGAAGCCAUCUCCUCUGAUGGCCAGAGGCUUGACCUUCCUCAGUGGUCCAGGAGAGGAAGUGGUAGUCUGUGGUACGUAAACCUGCACCUGGGGCAGUGUGCGUUUUAAAUUGAAGAAGCUGAGCCACCUGAAUGAGAAUUUUGUUCAUAUUCACAAAGCAAUAUCUAGUCACUGCCUUCACCUCUUCGGGUUUAUGAUACGGUAUAGGAUGACUUGGGCAUUGUGAUUGCCUCUUCCCAGAGCAUCGGAAUGUGAAUGCCAAAGCAUGAACAAGGCUUGCCAGGGGCUUUAAGGAAAUCAAGUGCAGGUGUGUCCAUGUGAAACCAUUUGCAGAAAGUAGCUAAGAAAAGGCCCAGGCACGGUUAAUGUUGUAGAAGUUAAAUUAGCAUUAUUUUGGGUGCCAAAACAAAUGUUUGGAUUUAACCCUCUCUGAACCGUGAGGUGUGCCUGCUCCUCUGCACUCUUGAGUUAGCUGAUUUCCCAUGGAGUGAUUCACUAGGAGUUAUGGAGCUUGACUUUCAAAUCCUUAGCCUAGUCUGAUUUCAGGCAGAGCCUCCUUUUCUCAUAAAAUAACCUCCCAUCAUCGCAGUGUUUCUCUUUGUCCUGGUUUCCUGCUGCCCAGCUUUUACUCCUAAUCCAACAACAAAAAUAUUGUUGUCUGGCUGGACUCAGUUGAUGUCUGAUGUGUGCGUAUCUGAACCCAUCCCUCCUCUCAUCCAGCUCCCUCCCCGUGUGAGCACCAGUUCCUUUUGUCCCCUCCACCAAGAGUCACCGUGUCGGGAAACCUCUGCUUCCCUCCCCACGGCGUAACUUUUUAUCAGUGUCAGAGUAUAUAAGAAUAUUUGUAAAUACUGUAAUAUAUUAAUAAUUGAAAGGCAUUCAUUCAGUGGACAAUGGGAAUUAACUCUCCCAAGGCAAGUGAAAAUUGAAUAAUUUAUAUGUACAUUGACUUAACAUUGUCUUACUAGAUUUUGAAUCUUAAGCCUUUCAGGUUAAACUAAGAAGGUUGUUAACGUAGGAGUUUUUAAAAUGUCUUAUGUUUGAAGCGGUUAUGUGAUUAUCACCAUGAACUCAAACAUGAAAUUUUUAAGGCUUUUAUUUUUCUAACUAUAUUAAUAAAUACAGGACUGGAUUUUAGGUGUCAUACGGAAACGUGAAAGUUUAUCAUGUUGUUGUGUGCUAAAGCAGACUAGUGAAGCAUUUUGUACGUGCAAAACUGCUGAAGGACCGAGAAGAAACGUGUACUACUGACUGGCUCCCUGUCUGUGUCAGAGUCAGGCAUUGUUGGCAUUCAGGGUUACAGGAUGGUACCAAGUGUUUUCCAUUUUAUUUUAAGGAAAUUUAUUUAGGGAAGAAUAAAAUGGCUUUC
Lepus europaeus (European hare) is the source of this 5372-nucleotide messenger RNA. It is a transcript of the gene SPIRE1, whose product is annotated as spire type actin nucleation factor 1. NCBI's taxonomy places the organism in Eukaryota, Metazoa, Chordata, Mammalia, Lagomorpha, Leporidae. Gene Ontology annotation, molecular function: actin binding. Bases 37 to 2298 code for a protein of 753 amino acids. The transcript is spliced from 16 exons. Gene Ontology annotation, cellular component: cell cortex; cytoplasmic vesicle membrane. Gene Ontology annotation, biological process: Golgi vesicle transport; actin filament network formation; establishment of meiotic spindle localization. The record is from RefSeq and is a predicted model, not a curated record.